CAUCACCCAGGCGGCGCCGCGCCGCCCUUCCGCGCAUGCGCCGCCGACGGCUGGGCUGUUGCUCCCUGACGGGUGGCUGCGGCGGGUCCUCGCCAUGGAGUCCUACGACGUGAUAGCGAACCAGCCCGUCGUGAUAGACAACGGCUCAGGUGUGAUUAAAGCAGGUUUUGCAGGUGAUCAAAUACCGAAAUACUGCUUUCCAAACUAUGUGGGCAGACCAAAGCACAUUCGUGUUAUGGCUGGUGCUUUAGAAGGGGACAUUUUCAUUGGUCCAAAGGCAGAGGAGCACAGAGGUCUCCUCUCGAUCCGAUACCCGAUGGAGCAUGGCAUAGUGAAGGACUGGAAUGACAUGGAGCGCAUUUGGCAGUAUGUGUAUUCAAAAGACCAGCUUCAGACAUUCUCAGAGGAGCAUCCUGUGCUGCUAACAGAAGCACCCCUAAACCCACGCAAGAACAGAGAGCGUGCUGCUGAGGUGUUUUUUGAGACCUUCAAUGUGCCAGCACUCUUCAUCUCCAUGCAAGCUGUGCUUAGCCUCUACGCAACUGGGAGGACUACAGGAGUGGUGCUGGACUCUGGGGAUGGCGUUACCCAUGCAGUUCCCAUCUAUGAAGGCUUUGCCAUGCCCCACUCCAUCAUGCGGAUUGACAUUGCUGGCCGUGAUGUCUCACGCUACCUGCGUCUCUAUCUCCGGAAGGAAGGCUAUGACUUCCACACAACCUCCGAAUUUGAGAUUGUCAAGACCAUCAAGGAGCGUGCCUGCUACCUGUCAAUAAGCGCCCAGAAGGAUGAGACUCUGGAGACCGAGAAGGCUCAGUACUACCUGCCAGAUGGAAGCACUAUUGAGAUUGGCUCUGCCCGUUUUCGAGCCCCAGAGCUCCUGUUCCGGCCAGACCUGAUAGGGGAGGAAUGUGAAGGACUCCAUGAAGUGCUUGUUUUUGCCAUUCAAAAAUCAGACAUGGACCUGAGGCGAACGCUGUUCUCCAACAUCGUGCUGUCUGGAGGCUCCACGCUUUUCAAAGGCUUUGGUGACAGGCUGUUGAGUGAGGUGAAGAAACUAGCUCCGAAGGACGUCAAAAUAAGGAUAUCAGCUCCUCAGGAAAGAUUGUAUUCUACUUGGAUUGGUGGCUCUAUUCUGGCCUCACUGGACACCUUUAAGAAAAUGUGGGUUUCGAAAAAGGAGUAUGAAGAAGAUGGAGCUCGUGCCAUCCAGCGAAAAACCUUCUAGCCCUGGGACCUGUCCUCGGUCUCCUCCGAAGACUCACUUCAGUUCUAAACUCGCUUUUCUGAGUCCGAGUGUCUGAGAGCUGCCUGUGUGUGUGUGUGUGCGCCAGCAUGCCCCGAUGUCACUGAGCAAAGACAACAGCAGCAGGAGGGUUGUAUUAGUACUACUAAUAACUUCUUAUUUUUUUAUUUUAUUUUUUGUUGGUUUUUUUGUAAUGGAAAGGAGAAAAUACCAAUUUGAAAUUCUCCAGAAUGGCCCAUUCCUUUUUCAUUUCAGUCCCUUAAUUUCUGUAUCACAAUCACAUUUUUCACUGUAAAACAAGCAAGCAAAAACAAAGGGAACAGCUUAUAGAAACUGCCUAGCAAGCCAGAAGGGAGCCAACCACUGCAGACUGCUCACACAGGCUUUAGUCGGCCUGACUGCAACGCCUGGAUUGUUUGGAAACACUUAGCUGAGGCCCCACAGCUACUUUCUUCUUCAGCAGUGUCUUCACCAUCAGUAGGUUUUUGAAGUUGUUUUUAAUACAGUUUUUGUUAAGAGAAAGCACAUUCUCAACGGUUAAGCCCAUUUACCCCCACUGUUUUUGGUGUGUGAGUGUGUAUGCCUGUGUAACUUAGCCUGAUGUGUGGGUCUGCACCACAGCUGGAGAAGUUGGUGAUAGGACUUAGUUUGUAUUGCAUGGAGUAGAACAAAGCAAAUCUAAUCAGCUAUCAUUGUACUAGGCGGUAAUUCUCUUGUACCUUGUUUUAAGUACCUAUUCUCCUCUGGAAGCAAGUGCCCCAGAAUGGGGGUGAAGGCACUUGUGUGUUCCCCUCAACCUGCCAAGAUUUACAGUGCUGAGUUCUCAUGUUCUUUCUCUGUAAGAGUUGAGGCUGUUUCCCCCUUUCCUGCCAUGUCAGGGCAAAGGGAGCAUGUAUUUGCAGCCAGGCAUAAUAACUCCUGUGUACUUUAUCCAUUCUGGGUCAAAAUAAUAAUUGGGAAGGUGCAUUGUAAUGUAAGAAUUGUUUUAUUUAUUGAAAUGUCUGAGGAUAUCUCAAAUACUGACCACAGCACCUGGGAA
This is a messenger RNA of Harpia harpyja (harpy eagle), 2282 nucleotides long. It is a transcript of the gene ACTR1A, whose product is annotated as actin related protein 1A. The coding region runs from base 95 to 1225 and encodes 376 amino acids. The transcript has 11 exons. The record is from RefSeq and is a predicted model, not a curated record. Lineage: Eukaryota; Metazoa; Chordata; Aves; Accipitriformes; Accipitridae.